Williopsis jadinii is the source of this 1559-nucleotide messenger RNA. RefSeq names its product F-actin-capping protein subunit beta (gene CAP2). The record is from RefSeq and is a predicted model, not a curated record. The transcript is spliced from 2 exons. The coding region runs from base 352 to 1161 and encodes 269 amino acids. Gene Ontology annotation, biological process: barbed-end actin filament capping; cell morphogenesis; actin cytoskeleton organization. Gene Ontology annotation, molecular function: actin filament binding. Gene Ontology annotation, cellular component: F-actin capping protein complex; actin cortical patch; cytoplasm. NCBI's taxonomy places the organism in Eukaryota, Fungi, Ascomycota, Saccharomycetes, Phaffomycetales, Wickerhamomycetaceae.
AACACUGGAAGGAGUUGAAUAUGGACACAACUGAGAUGAACAGCAGCCAUUUUGGUAAGAUACCUGGCAAUUGCGGGAUCCAGCUGCCAAAUGAAGCGAUGUCAACCAUGGUUUCUUGUUAGGUGGGCGGUUGCUCAGUGUUGUUUGUUACUGACUGAAGAACGUGGAGUCGCAACGAGCAUUUUGGUGGAAGGGAGAAGAGGAACGAAUCUUUCCACCCGCGCGCACACACACACACGCACACACCAAAUUUCGUUCCCGAAUACCAUCUCGUUAUUCUCCUUUAAAAGAAGGAUUCAUCUCGUUUAGAAUUUACUGCUGUGUUUUUGGUUUGUGAAAUUGGUACCGAAGAUGUCGUACGACGCUGCCCUUGAUUUGCUGAGAAGAUUGAACCCCCAGAACAUCACGGAGAACUUGGAGAAGAUCAUCCAUUUGAACCCAGAUCUUGCGGAGGACUUACUCUCCACAGUUGACGUGCCAUUGAGCAUUGCAAAGGACCCUACCAACGGCAAGCCUUUCCUGACUUGUGAUUACAACCGAGACUUGGACUCUUUCAGAUCCCCGUGGUCCAACAAGUACUACCCUCAGUUGGACGAUGAUGACUCUCCGUAUCCCUCUGCAGCGCUUAGAGAAUUGGAGGUGAAGCUGAACGAUGCCGUUGACAUCUAUAGAGAUCUGUACUACGAAGGAGGUAUCUCCAGUGUUUAUCUGUGGGAUCAAGACGACUCUGUUGAGAGCGGAUUUGCCGGUGUUGCGCUCUUCAAGAAAUCCACAGAGGAUAACCAAGGUCUUUGGGACAGUAUCCACGUGUUGGAAGUUGAAAAGAAGAGCUCCACAAAGUACCUGUACAAGGCUACAUCUACGAUCAUCCUUGACCUCACCAAAGUGUCCAAGGAGAACCGUGUCAAGCUGAGCGGUAACUUGAUCAGACAAAAUGAAAAGAUUGGUGAGGUUGAAAAGGGUGAUUUGUAUGGACACAUCGUCAACAUUGGUUCGCUUGUGGAGGACGUUGAGAGUAAAUUGAGAAACUUAUUGCAGCAAGUGUACUUUGACAAGACCAGUGACAUUAUCGGCGAUCUGAGAACGCUUGGUUCACUGUCGCAGUUGAAGCAGGAGAAGGAGCAGCAUAGUGAGGUGAUCAAGGGAAUGCAAGGUCUAUGAGCGAAACCAGUAGCAGCGAGCGUGGGCCAUGAAUGUCACAUAGUGGGAGAGGCACAAUCGGAUGAUUUCUGGCAUAUACUCAAUACAUUCCAAAGAGCACUGUGACGUGUGUGGCUUCUUAAUCUGCCUAAUCCAGUAUCUGAUGAUCUUCGUAUCUCGAACCAUCUAGAAAUCAGUCCAUUUCUCUCCCCCCCCCCGCCAAAAAAAUCAAGUUAGGUAAGCUAUUUGGUGGGCUCAUCGGGUGGCACGACGUCGGUCUACCAGAAAUAAAGCAAACCCCAUGCUUCUGGAACAUCGAAUAAACACAUCAUACAUGCAUCAUCUUGCCAGCUACAUUGGUCCUUGUGUAGAGUUUAUAAGAAUAUAAAUAUAGUGAAUAUCAAAACAAUUUUUUUGUG